This is a messenger RNA of Aspergillus nidulans FGSC A4, 4299 nucleotides long. It is a transcript of the gene pmcA, whose product is annotated as calcium-transporting ATPase pmcA. The record is from RefSeq and is a predicted model, not a curated record. NCBI's taxonomy places the organism in Eukaryota, Fungi, Ascomycota, Eurotiomycetes, Eurotiales, Aspergillaceae. Gene Ontology annotation, biological process: calcium ion transmembrane transport. Bases 1 to 4299 code for a protein of 1432 amino acids. The transcript is spliced from 4 exons. Gene Ontology annotation, molecular function: nucleotide binding; ATP binding; P-type calcium transporter activity. Gene Ontology annotation, cellular component: vacuolar membrane; membrane.
AUGUCCGAGCCGAGACAGUCGAGCGAGAAUAAUGACUCCAGGCAGCCUGCAUCGACGCCACUUCGCCGAGAACGAGCACCCACGAUAACAAUCGAUACGUCGGCGGUCGUCUCCUCGGAACCUCCUCCCCAGAUCGAAGCUCCUUCGCAAUCUUCGCAGUCACGCUCUGCGUACAAUGCUGAUCAUACAGACACCAGCGCGCUCCUGAACAGUAGCACUGUUUCUCCUUCAGAUACCCGCUCAGCUCAUUCAGUACGCUCGUAUGCUUCGUCAGAGGGCAGGGAACACGAUAGCAGGCCAACGUCGCCAUCGCCUCGCACCAAUACCUUUUCUCCCGGCGCGAAAAUGGGCGACUCAAACUACCUCUCCGUACCGGGCACCAGAUCUCGCGGCAACUCACUCGAGUCUGAAGACUCGAGCCAUACCAUUGGAGCCGAAUCACGGUCAAUUGGAAGCCAUGGGUCGCCUGCGAGCUCGGCCAAGGUGACGAUCGAAAACUACGAGGAAGCUCUUCUGCCGGACCCGGGUCGCGAGGCAGAAUUCGAGGUUGAGAACAAUCGUUUUGCCUUCUCGCCAGGCCAGCUGAACAAAUUGCUGAAUCCCAAGAGCCUUAGCGCGUUCUACGCCCUCGGCGGUCUUGCUGGUCUCGCCAAGGGCCUGCGGACCGAUCCGCGCAGCGGGUUGAGCUUGGAUGAGACCGAGUUGGACGGCUCGGUGAGUUUCGAGGAUGCAACAGCCCCGAGCAACAACCAGCCUCUGCCAAAGCCUGCCGCUGAAGCGCCGCCCGCAGAGCCGUCCCGCGCUGAUACCACACCACAUAAGCAAGAUGAGAAUGCCUAUUCUGAUCGUAAGCGCGUAUUUGGAGCAAACAAACUUCCUGAGAAGAAGACCAAGAGCAUCCUCGAACUUGCCUGGCUCGCAUACAAUGAUAAAGUGCUCAUCCUGUUGACGGUGGCCGCCAUUAUUUCGCUUGCGCUAGGAAUCUACCAAUCAGUCACAGCAGUUCCCGGUGAGCCGCGGGUUCAAUGGGUUGAGGGUGUCGCCAUCAUCGUCGCAAUCUUGAUUGUCGUCGUCGUCGGUGCAGCAAAUGACUGGCAGAAGGAACGCCAAUUCGUGAAGCUAAAUAAGAAGAAAGAAGAUCGUCUUGUCAAGGUGAUACGUUCUGGGAAGAUGAUCGAGAUUUCUAUCCACGAUAUCCUUGUAGGCGACGUGAUGCAUCUAGAACCUGGUGACCUGGUUCCGGUAGAUGGAAUCUAUAUCGGAGGCCACAAUGUCAAAUGCGAUGAGUCGUCUGCAACUGGUGAAUCAGAUGUGCUGCGCAAAACGCCCGCACAGGAUGUUUACGGCGCUAUCGAACGACACGAGAACCUUGCCAAAAUGGAUCCGUUUAUCGUCUCUGGUGCCAAAGUGUCCGAAGGCGUGGGCACAUUCUUGGUUACGGCUGUUGGUGUGCACUCAACUUACGGCAAGACAAUGAUGUCCCUUCAAGACGAGGGCCAAACUACACCGCUGCAGACAAAACUGAAUGUACUCGCGGAAUACAUUGCUAAACUAGGCUUGGCUGCCGGUCUACUGCUGUUUGUUGUUCUGUUCAUCAAAUUCCUUGCCCAGUUGAAGAGCCUUGGCAACGCGGAUGAGAAAGGUCAGGCUUUCCUUCAGAUUUUCAUUGUGGCUGUUACUGUCAUUGUCGUCGCGGUUCCAGAGGGCUUGCCCUUGGCUGUCACGCUUGCGCUUGCGUUCGCUACGACUCGUAUGCUGAAGGACAACAAUCUGGUUCGUCUGUUACGUGCUUGUGAAACCAUGGGAAAUGCGACAACAAUCUGUUCCGAUAAAACAGGCACACUAACUGAAAAUAAAAUGACUGCUGUCGCCGCAACCCUGGGAACUGGCACUAGAUUCGGAGGGAGAUCACAGGCAGCAUCACCUACAAAUAGAAACGGGGAUCGGCCAGCUGAUUCUGGAAACGAAUUGUCCCCUUCUGAGUUUGCGUCAAGCCUUUCGAAACCGGCCAAAGAGCUCCUACUUGAUUCAAUAGUUCUGAAUUCGACCGCAUUCGAAGGGGAACAGGAAGGGACCAUGACGUUUAUUGGGUCCAAAACUGAGACGGCCCUCCUUGGAUUCGCGCGGACAUACCUCGGACUAGGAUCGCUUAGCGAGGCGCGGGACAACGCAAGUAUCGUCCAAAUGGUGCCGUUCGAUUCGGGUCGCAAGUGCAUGGCAGUUGUUAUCAAGCUUGACAAUGGAAAGAAGUAUCGAAUGCUAGUGAAGGGCGCGUCUGAAGUCCUGUUAGCAAAAUCGACAAGGAUUGUUCGGAACCCUACUCAGAACCUCGAGGAAGGGCCGUUAGAUGACAAGGACCGUUCUAAACUUGACGAAACCAUCAAUAAAUACGCUACCCAGUCCCUGAGAACCAUCGGCCUUGUAUACCGCGACUUUACCGAGUGGCCUCCCCGAGGAGCACCCACGCAGGAAGAAGAUCGUUCACUCGCAGCAUUCGAUUCUAUUUUCAAAGACAUGGUCAUGUUUGGUGUCUUUGGUAUCCAAGAUCCCCUGCGAGCCGGAGUGACUGAAUCAGUCCAACAGUGUCAACGCGCCGGUGUUUUUGUGCGUAUGGUAACUGGCGAUAACAUCGUGACCGCGAAGGCAAUUGCCCGAGAGUGUGGCAUCUUUACCCCGGGUGGUGUUGCAAUUGAAGGGCCUAAAUUUCGAAAGCUCAGCAGCCGUCAGAUGACACAGAUUAUCCCACGGCUACAAGUUCUCGCCAGAUCCAGUCCCGAUGACAAAAAGAUUCUUGUUUCCCAGCUCAAGAAACUCGGCGAGACAGUUGCAGUGACCGGAGACGGAACAAACGAUGCUCAAGCUCUGAAAACUGCUGAUGUUGGGUUCUCCAUGGGAAUUACGGGCACGGAGGUUGCCAAGGAGGCAUCAGAUAUUAUCUUAAUGGACGACAACUUUGCUUCUAUCGUGAAGGCUAUGGCCUGGGGCAGGACCGUCAACGAUGCCGUGAAGAAGUUCUUGCAAUUCCAAAUCACGGUCAACAUCACGGCCGUUCUUCUCACGUUUAUCUCCGCAGUGGCUAGUGGCGAUGAGGAAUCCGUGUUGACUGCAGUUCAGCUUCUGUGGGUCAACUUGAUUAUGGACACUUUUGCCGCGCUCGCUCUUGCAACGGAUCCUCCAUCGCCUUAUGUUCUUAAUCGUCGACCUGAGCCAAAAUCCGCACCCCUCAUCAAUUUGACAAUGUGGAAAAUGAUGAUCGGACAAAGCAUUUAUCAACUGGUGGUGACGCUCGUCCUCAACUUCUCUGGAAGAUCUAUUUUGAAAUCUAUAAUCGACUUUUCUGGUGAUGCCAAUGCAAACAAUGUCCUCACAACGGUGGUGUUCAACACGUUCGUCUGGAUGCAGAUUUUCAACCAAUGGAACUCUCGUCGUUUGGACAACGGACUCAACAUCUUCGAUGGUCUUUUUCGUAAUAGGUGGUUUAUUGGCAUUCAGUUUAUUAUCGUUGGAGGGCAGAUUUUGAUCAUAUUCGUCGGUGGACAUGCCUUCUCCGUUACGCGCCUUACUGGAGCUCAAUGGGCAGUGUGCCUUAUCUUGGGCGUCAUCUCGAUCCCGGUUGGUGUGAUCAUUCGACUCAUUCCGGAUGAGUUCAUUCGCAAGCUCAUCCCGACCUUCCAUCGCAAGAAAGGGCCGGAGCUCAUUGUAUCCGACGAAGACAGGCGUUUUGAGUGGAAUCCUGCCCUUGAGGAGAUUCGCGACCAGCUAAAAUUCUUCAAAUCCCUUCGUGGUGGACGCCUAAGGAAGGUGGCUCACAAGCUGCAGCAUCCUCAAGAACUUCUUCCUCGAUCACGUAGUGGCUCAAGGUCGCGUGAAAAUUCGGCCCCGGGGACUCCUGUUGGCGACAGUAGCGAAGGUACUCCUCCAUUCUCUGCGUCGCCGGAUUCCCGCUCAAGGAGGCGUACGCGUUCCCGCUCCAACUCAGCUUUUGGCCCAGCCGCUGCGAUGGCGGGAGUCGUGGCUGGCAGUAUUGCCGGCUGGUCUCCGAUUGAGCGGCCUGGAGAAGGGGAGGCGUUCAAGUUCGAUUUCAAUAGCAAUGGCAGACGGAGCGGACAACCAGGCAUUGAAGUACAUCCGGACACCGCUCCGGAUGACAAUAUUAUCGGUGACUAUCAAGCGACAUCGACAACACCUCCGAGUCAAAACCCAGACCUGAUUCCGUUCUUUGAACACGCUCCGCCUGCGCGCGAACCCUCACACCGAAGUAGAAGGUCUAGAUCGCGGUCUAGCCAGAGUCAGUCAUGA